Messenger RNA from Perkinsus marinus ATCC 50983, 459 nucleotides. Its product is annotated as cyclin-dependent kinase 3, putative. Gene Ontology annotation, cellular component: cytoplasm. Gene Ontology annotation, molecular function: ATP binding; protein serine/threonine kinase activity. Gene Ontology annotation, biological process: protein autophosphorylation. The coding region runs from base 1 to 459 and encodes 152 amino acids. The transcript has 3 exons. The record is from RefSeq and is a predicted model, not a curated record. Lineage: Eukaryota; Perkinsozoa; Perkinsida; Perkinsidae.
AUGAGAGUAGUCAGUGAUGCCGCCCUCACGGCCUUUGAUACUUCCUACCAGCUCGGGUCUACCAUAGCGGCAGGAGCGUACGGGCAGGUUUGUCGCUCAAUAUGUCGACAAACUGGAAGACCCGUCGCGUUGAAGAUUAUCGAGAAGCCCCCGUAUGAGACGAUCCCCCCUUGUAUCUCGGAUAUGGCAGGGCACGGCCCAGAAGAGGCGGAAACUAUGGAACUUAUUGCGAAUCUUGACAUUGAUGGUGUGCCCAAGAUCCUCGACGUUUUUGAGGACUAUCUUUACGAGUGGCUCCGACGACGAUCUACAGUUCGGGAAGAUGCCACUAUUCUGUCUGUCAUCAUGCAAUUAUUGACGAUUUUAGAUUCUCUUCAUGGUUGGGGUAUUUCCCAUAAUGAUAUCAAGUUGGAGAACAUUCUUCUCAACGACUCUGGUUUUACAGCGCGAUCAGCAUGA